Molecule: messenger RNA, 5247 nt
Organism: Lymnaea stagnalis (great pond snail)
Lineage: Eukaryota; Metazoa; Mollusca; Gastropoda; Lymnaeidae
Source: the annotation of a GenBank genome assembly
GUUCACGGGUCUAGGCAACCAAGAUGGCGGCCAUGGAAAAAUAAAAUAAAUCACGUUUUCUAAAACUAGGAAGAAAACGUUAAAAAUGGAUGAAAAAAAUGUCUUAAAUCGAUCCCUAUGCCUAACCCGAACCCUAAAUCUAUCCCUAUGCUGAACCCUAAAUCUAUCCCAUGCCUAACUCGAACCCUAAAUCUAUCCCCCCCAUGCCUAACCCAAACCCUAAAUCUAUCCCUAUGCCUAACCUGAACCCUAAAUCGAUCCCUAUGCCUAACCCGAACCCUAAAUCGAUCCCUAAAUCUAACCUGAACCCUAAAACUACGCCUACAGCCACAAGUAAAAACAAGAAAAAGGAAAAAAAAAAAAUCAGACAUAUCUGCAGAAACCUGAAGUAACUUAAAUGAUUGUGGAGCAUUUGCCUUGAGAAAAAUCCAUGAACUGGUACUGUAGUGAACUAAAGUAUAUGGAAAUAAAUACAAAAAUAAAAAAGAAGUACAUAAUGAUUGACAAAAUGUAUUCUUAAUCUCAAAGUGAGAGACUGGACUGCAUCAACUGAUCUUGCUGCUGAGAAUAUACAACAGCGCAAAUAUUCCUUACAGUGUGAUCUAAUUCUAUCUCAAUAAAAUGGGUUCCGCUGGAAAUGUUUGACCAGAGGAAUAAUGCUGGUUCAAGAAAAGACUGCCCUGUCAUUUUGGUUUCGUCUAUGCCUAUAAGUACUAUAACUAUUGUUAAAAGUCAAUUUUCAAAACCACAUUUGUUGUAGUGUGAAAUUAAGAGUAGUUAUGCAACUUUAUGAAUGCUAUAAAAUGAUUUCUUUUGUUAUAUUUAUAUACUGACUUUUAUUUUAUUUUAUUAAUGAUAAUGCUUCUUCAUUUAGAUGUGAUCGACAGCUUACAUUAAUUAAAAGCUUCGAAACCAUUUCAUCCAAUCCUUAACAUAAACUAUAAUAAAAUAUUUUAAGCAUUAGAAAAUGGGUGGCAGAGGACGAGGUCGAGGACGUGGUAUGUCCAUAAAUAUUGAAGCUCUUGGUCUAGGCCGAGGAGAAAUUUUGCCCACUGUUGCUCAGCCACCACCUCUUUUUCCAGUAAGUCCAAUGUUUGUAUUAUUUCCUCUCAGGUCUCUCUUGGCACUAUUUUUAUUUUUGAUACCAAAUUAUUCAAGUCUUAUUGUGGUUUUGACAUUUUUAGCUAUGCAUGUUGUAGAGUGUAUUAAUCAUAACUUGUUACCUUUACUGAGUGAAAAUUUUGUAUUCUUUGUCUUGAUGAUACUAUGCAUUCUUUGAUGUGCACCUUUACAUUGACCCGUAUCUGUACAUUUGUUUUGUUAUUGAGUUAUUUUAUUGUAAACAUGCUUUCUUUUUAACACAUGGUACCUUCGAAUGAGUCUAGCAACAUAAUAAGUGUGGUUCUUGUCCAAAAGGUUGGACUCUUCUACUGAAGACCUUUAUUUUUAAUUCCACUGACACAAUUAUUAUAGUUUGUAAUAAAUUUGGAGAUGCUAUGAUUUAAAUAUCUUCUCCUUUUGAUGUCUUUAUGUUAAAGCCUCUGAUGUUCAAGCCAGUGCCUUUAUCUCAAAAUGAAGAUCUGGACUAUAUGUUGGCUCUAAAACAGGAGUUAAGGGAGUCAUUCCAUAAAUCCACCUUUUUCAUCAAAGCACCAAAUAAAGUGAAAGAUAUUGAACGCUACUCUGACAAAUACCAGCUAGGAACUAGUGAUAGUACUGCUAACUGGGCUCCAGGUAUUUUCAACAUAAAGGACUCUAUAGGGAUUGAAAUUUAAAUAGAAUACAGUAGAGUCUUGGAUAAUGAAUGCUCAGGUUAACGAACAAAUGGGUUCGCGAAAAAGUUUGGGGAGCAAUUUUUGUCUCAGUUGACAAACAAUAAUUCAGGUUAUGAACAUAUGCAUAUAUAUUACUGUAAACACAAUUCUACCGUCUCAGUAGUGCUUUGGGAUGUUUGCAGAAAACAUUAUCCAAGGGCUGUGUUAAAAACACUACUUUUGAUACUUUUGUAUUUUUUGUUUAUUUUAGCCUUCAUGGAGCCUAAAGAGAAAAGUGCUAUUUAUUGGAAUAGUGUUGGUAUAGAAGUAAAGAAAACAAAUUAUAUUAUUAACAUGAUAAUGGCCUACAUUCUGGAGACAUCUCCAAGCAAUAAAAUCGACUUUUUUACUAUUCUAAAAAAUAAAGAGGCUAAAGGAGUGACUGCGUUUACGAAGCAAUGUUCUAAAGCAGGGGUGGACAAACAUGACUGGCGUGCCAAUUGUAGCUUGCACCUCUGUUUUGAAUGGGAUGUUCCCACUCACAAAAUUAAACAAUUAAAAUAAUCAUAAAAACGGAAAAGAAAAAAAUGAAUGUGUAAUUUAAAUUUUCAAUUUCAGAUUAAAGGGAGAAAAAGGUGGUAGGAUAAUUUUUGCAUAAGUUGAAUUAACAUUUUUAUAAGCUAUGUAGAGGCUGCUGGUUCAGAUAAAAAGAUAUAUUUUUCAUUAUAGAAUAACAUUUAAUGUAAAAAUACCAUAUUUCUUUAGGCUAGAACUAGAACAGAUUAACUGAAUUAACAUUGGUUUCAAUGGGACAAAAUUAUAUCAGUUAGCAAAGGUUUCUUUUAAGAACUGAGUUACCAAACAGAUUUUUGAAGUAUGUUAAACAAAGUUCCACUGUAACACUAAAAAAUGUAUGAAAAUUAUUAUUUGUAGAGAUAGUAAUUUAGUAAUCUAUAUCAUGUUGGGAGUUAGUUUUUUUAACUUUUAUUUAGGUUUUUAUUUUGAAUUACUUUUGAAUUAUUUGCAAUUUUAAGUGUUUAUUUCAGUUGCAUAGGGAAAUUUUACAAUCACAGCAUUCAAUAUUAAGCAUCCAUUUAUUUUGAGUGUACAAGUCAUUUUUUGUAUGUUUUUUUUUUUAGAUUGGACAAGACUGCCAAAUGAAUUAAGGGAACGUGUUAAAAGGAAAAAAGCAAAUUUGACUGUUAAACCUAAAUUGAAGAUAGCUAAGCUAACAAAGGAUGAUGAUGUUUCAAAACUAUUGGAGGUAAAAUUUGAAUUUGAAAUCAGUAAAUUAGCACUUAAGAGUCUGACGUAAUUAGAAAUAAUUAUUAUUGAUCAUUGGAUGAACUCAGUAUAUUUUAUAUAUUUUGUAAUAUUUAUUAUUUACAAUGAUUGUAGUUUUAGGUAUUUAAAAAUAUUUCUCAACAUGUAGGUGUUCAAAAUUUCAUCCAAGAAAAUAUUUCAUAAAUAUUUUACAUGGGGGCUUUCCAUACAUGACAUCACACUCUUGGGGGGGGGGGGGGGGGGGGGGGGGGGGGGGUGUCAUUAAUUAAUGAUGUAUUAUGAGCGAGGAUGUAUAAAUUGUGUGACUAAUUUAUGAUGUUGGGGAGGGAGGCUCCACAAUUUGCCAAGCUAGUGUGACCUCAUUUAUGGAUUGCCCCUAUAAUCAAAAGAGUGAUGAUAAAAGUGUCAGUAAUAGUAAGAUCUAAGAUAGAGGAUCUAUUGAUCUUAUAUUUAGACUAUUCUCAUUUUUUUCUUUUUAAAAAUACUGUGGAGUGCAAUAAAAAAUAUACAUUUAUUAAUCUCUUGACAACAUUUUUUAUUCAGCAUUCUUUUAAUAUUUAUAUUAAUUUCAUUUCUUUAAUAAUAAAGCCAUACCAGCGAUAUAAAUUCAUAUAUUUUUAUCUGCAUUAUUUAGCAUAAUGCAAAUACAACAAACACAUUUUAAAUAUAACAAGAUUUAUAUAAAUUCAUCAAAUAUUGUACAUGUUGCACAGAAAUUGGAAGAAAAUGAUGUUAAAGCAGACAAUCCUGAUGCAGAGGGGCAAGAAGAAGGAGAAGAAGAAGAAAAAAAGAUAGAAAAGGAAGAUGGAGAUGAUGAAGAAGAAGAAGAAGUUGAUGAUGAGGAUAUUGAGGAGGCAAGUUAUUUUUUCUUGUUUAUUGUCACACUUCAACAAAAUUGUAAUCCUCCUUAAGUUUUUUUUUUUAAAUUUAGAUUGUCAGCAUCCAUCUAUCAAAGCAUCCAUUAUCUAGAGAUAAUAGUGUAUAUACUAAAAUUUAAUAUAGGCCAUUAUAAUAAAUAACAAAAUAAAACUCUUACAUUACAUGCAUGUCAUACAAAAUUGUCACAUUGUUGCUUUAUUUAUAAUUUGAUAUAAACAUAGUCCAGUUAUACAGUCCUUUUUGGGCUAUGUUUUAAAAGAGAUUAUAUAAAUGCUUUUAUAUUUCAUUUCAAAUGGUAGGAAACUGAUUAUAAUUUGGAUUAUUUUGACAAUGGAGAAGGCUAUGGUGAUGAUGAUGAAGAUGAUGAUGAAGGACCUACUUACUGAGUUCUUACAAGUCUUGCAUCAAAUAAAUUUUAAGACUUGUAUAAACAAAUAAUAAACUGAGUUUUCAUUUUCUUAUGUCUGAGAUUUUAGUUUGGUUUAUGCUGAUUUUCAUUUAUAAUUUUCUAAAUAGUUUUAUAUUAUUCAUUAAAAUUAUUUAUUGACUGUUAGAAUAAGAUGAUCCUUUACCAUAUUAUAUGAUAUUGCUUUGUAAAAUCUAACACAGAAUUAAGCAAUGUUCUUAAAAAAUCAAAAAAUCAGUUAAACUUUAUCCCAAUAUAAAUAAAAAUACUUCAGUUUUAUGUUAAUAAAUUAUUAAUUUCAAUAUUCUGAUACCACAAAAAUGUUUUAUAAAUAUACCGAAAAAUGAAUUCACAACAAGAAAAUAUUUUAUUUAUUUUUUAUUACUAUAUAAUUUAUAAUUCCAGCAUCACCCUUUUUGCUAAUAGCGAAAUAUUUAAAUUCUGGCUAGAGGUUGAACCUUACCUCAUGAAAACAGCAUUAAAUGCAACCUGUGAAACAAAGUUAAAUUUGUUGGUCAUAGUUCCAAUAUUUUUUAUUUACAUGUAACUUAAUUUCUCAAGCAUCUCAAAUGUUACUGGCAUCUCUCAUGAAGCUCAUAAAAUGUAAAUAUUAUGUUAAUACGGGAAUGUCAUAUAUUAUGUAAUUUGUUUCAUUUAUUCACAUCAUUGUAACAGUUCAAUCAUUCUUAUCAAAUAGAUAAUUAACUGCAACAGAUUUAGUAGAAAUUUUUGCUGCAUAACAAUUUACCACAAAAGGAGAGGCAAAACACUAAGGAAUACCAUACAAUAAUUAACAUCUAUCUUUAAUAUAACCAUAACCAUUGACUUUUCCUUUAAAAAAAAAAAAAAAAAAAAUACUAAGAAAAGAAAAUCCAUAUAUUUUGAAUAUUAAUUUCAAAUUCAAGCAUUUUCCUGUAAAUAAUU